GACGCCUACUCGGAAAUCGCCUACCUUUUCGCCGAGUUCUUCCGAGACCUUGACAUCGUCCCGUCUGACAUCAUCGCAGGCCUGGUUCUUCUGCGCCAGCGGCAGCGGGCAAAGCGCAGCGCUGUGCUGGAUGAGGCAAACAAUGACAUUUUAGCUUUUCUGUCUGGGAUGCCGGUGACCAGGAACACAAAGUAUCUGGAUCUGAAAAACGCGCAAGAGAUGCAGCGGUACAAGGAGGUGUGUUACUACAUGCUGUUUGCCCUGGCUGCCUACGGCUGGCCCAUAUACCUGAUGAGGAAGCCCACGUGUGGACUCUGUCGCCUGGCCAGAUCCUGCUCGUGUUGCUGUCUCUGUCCUUCCCGUCCCCGCUAUGCACCUAGUGUCACCAUCGAAGAGGAUAAUUGCUGUGGCUGCAAUGCCAUCGCCAUCCGGCGCCACUUCUUGGAUGAGAAUAUGACUUCGGUGGACAUUGUUUACACAUCUUGCCACGAUGCAGUUUAUGAAACGCCUUUCUAUGUGGCUGUGGACCAUGAGAAGAAGAAAGUGGUCAUUAGUAUCCGAGGAACCCUGUCUCCAAAAGAUGCCCUGACUGACCUGACUGGGGAUGCAGAGCGCCUUCCAGUUGAGGGUCACCAUGGAACGUGGCUGGGACACAAGGUGUGUAAAAGAAAA
Messenger RNA from Eurypyga helias (sunbittern), 672 nucleotides. Its product is annotated as sn1-specific diacylglycerol lipase alpha-like. Gene Ontology annotation, cellular component: dendrite membrane; postsynaptic membrane. The record is from RefSeq and is a predicted model, not a curated record. The annotation marks the transcript as partial. NCBI's taxonomy places the organism in Eukaryota, Metazoa, Chordata, Aves, Eurypygiformes, Eurypygidae. The transcript has 6 exons.